This is a messenger RNA of Astyanax mexicanus (Mexican tetra), 6590 nucleotides long. Its product is annotated as tyrosine-protein kinase receptor UFO. Bases 652 to 3387 code for a protein of 911 amino acids. NCBI's taxonomy places the organism in Eukaryota, Metazoa, Chordata, Actinopteri, Characiformes, Acestrorhamphidae. Gene Ontology annotation, biological process: positive regulation of phosphatidylinositol 3-kinase/protein kinase B signal transduction; natural killer cell differentiation; negative regulation of apoptotic process. Gene Ontology annotation, molecular function: protein binding; transmembrane receptor protein tyrosine kinase activity; ATP binding. The transcript has 20 exons. Gene Ontology annotation, cellular component: signaling receptor complex. The record is from RefSeq and is a predicted model, not a curated record.
GGAGGAAUUUGUUUGAGUCCUGAAGUUUGAAGGGGGGAGUAAGAAAGAGUAGAGGGGCUCUGGUGAGGGAAGGUUGGGGUGUCUUGGGAAACGGCUUGAGGAAACAGGACUUCAAAAAUAGCUAACUAGCUCCUAAAAUAGCUACUUUUAACAACUUUUGAGGGGAAACUGGAAGACCGGGAGAACUAUAGUAAGCUAGUGUGGUUCCUGUGAGGGGUUUAUAGGUUAGGAGAAGUUUAAAAUAGUCUAGUUCACAGGGAACUUUAGUUUUUCUACCACUUGAGUUUUUGUUUAUUUGACAGAAACUGAGUAACUAGCUAAUUUACCUCAGCUGAAAGAGAACGACACCAGACUUCUCCGCUCCACAGCAUCAGGUUUCAAACUGUUUUUGAGGCAUUUUUUCUACUCGAAACCUGAAAAGGAGAACUCUGUGGCUGAAAGGAAAGUCUGCUGCUUAAACAGCAACAGCUUGAGCUAUCCUGUCUGAGGUUUAACAGUCUUUUUCAAGGUUUAAAACGUGAUUUGAAGUAUUGUUGUGUUGAAGCGAUGCGGUGACGGUGAGUCAUCGAGUAAACACCGCGAGCGCGCGAUUCCAAUACAACCAAACUAACGAACCGUCUCCAAGAAGUUCUCACACUGAGAGCAAAGAAGAUGAAGACCUUCGGAUUUCUCCUGCUUUUUCUCACCCUGGAGCUAACCACCGCUGAGAGUUUAUCAGGGCUGCAGUUUGUGGAGAGCCCAGCGAAUGUAACCUCGUCACUGGGGAAGCCGGUGGGCUUGCACUGCAUCCUGCAGGGUGACGGAGGUGACGAGGGCCCGCCGGACAUACUGUGGCUCAGAGAGGGCCAGGUGCUUGAAUUUGCAGACACCAAUCAGGUGCAGAUGCCCUUCAGUGACGACAACUGGAUGGUCAUGAGCACGCUCCGGAUUGAGGAGGUCCAGCUGUCGGACAUGGGCGCCUACCACUGUGCAGUGGUCAUAGGGACUGAAGAGGUGGUGUCCAUUAAAGGACACAUCCAAUUAGAAGGUCUUCCUCAUUUCUCAGUGGAGCCUCACCCCAUGACUGUAGUGGCUAAUGUUGGCCUGAGUCUGCAGUGCAUCGCCCACGGGCCCCCUGAGCCUGUAGAGGUCAUCUGGCUUCAGGACGGCGCCCCUCUCAACACACUGAACGACCCAGUGGCCCUGUCUCCAUCCACCCUCAACAUCACUGGAUUAAAUAAAACCAGCUCGUUCUCCUGCGAGGCUCAUAACCGCAAAGGUGUGGCAUCAUCAGGUUCUGGAGUCGUAACCGUCCUCCCUGCCCAGCCGCAGGAUGUAAAAGCUGUAGAGGUCACUAACGCCAGCAUUCGUUUGUCCUGGACUCCAGGAUUUGCAGGAAUUUACUCCAUCGCUCUCUGUACUGUUCAGUUAAGAGAGUCAGGAGAGGACUCCAUCUUGAAUCCAGAUCACAUGAUUCACAACCAGAACGUUAAUGUCCCACCUGCCAGUCAUCUGAUCUCUGACCUCGAGCCUUUCAGCCAAUACGACGUGAGAGUGGCCUGUCGGAGCAGCCAGGGAGUCUCUGAUUGGACUCAAUGGGUGACUAUCCGCACCAGUGAAGGAGUUCCAGACAGCCCACCGGUGAAUGUAACAGCAGUGCUGAACGGAACAGAGGUGCUGAUCAGCUGGGCUGAACCACCCGGCAAGAUGAACGGAGAGCUGCAGGGCUAUAUAAUCGAGUAUAGCACACCUAAUAUGGAACAGGUUAUGCUGGAUGUGGGAUUAGACAAUGAGCUGCCUAUCAACCUGUCCACCCCCCUGUCAAACAUCUCCUUCAGGAUGAGUGCUUACACAGGAGCUGGACAUGGACCAUGGACUCCACUCCAAAUACUCUCUCUAAUUCCAUCAGAAAUGUCACAGCCAUUACCUGUUGUUGACAACACUUCACCAGCGUUCUCCUGGCACUGGUGGUAUGUGGUCAUGGCCAUAUCUGUAGCCGUCGCUCUGGCAGUGCUGAUGGCGGUGUACGUGGCCAAGCUGCGGAGGAAGGAGACACGCUUCGGUGAGGCGUUUGAGCCAAUGAUGGAGAGUGGAGAGCUGGUGGUGAGGUAUCGAGCUCGCCGCACCUACAGCCGCCGCACCACUGAAGCAACACUGAACUCUCUGGGCAUCAGUGAUGAGCUGAAACAGAAACUACAGGACGUGAUGGUGGACAGACACAAGUUAACCCUGGGAAAGACACUCGGAGAAGGUGAAUUCGGCUCUGUAAUGGAAGGCCUGUUGUCUCAAGAGGAUUCUGUUCUAAAAGUGGCCGUAAAGACCAUGAAGAUUGCAAUCUGCACCCGCACUGAGAUGGAGGACUUUCUCAGAGAGGCGGCCUGCAUGAAGGAGUUCGACCACCAGAACGUCAUGAGGCUGCUAGGGGUGUGUUUGCAGACUGUAGAGAGUGAAGGUUAUCCCUCUCCUGUGGUGAUCCUGCCCUACAUGAAGCAUGGAGACCUACACAGCUACCUGCUCUACUCAAGACUUGGAGACAGCCCUGUAUAUCUGCCAUCUCAAAUGCUGGUGAAGUUUAUGACGGAUAUUGCACGAGGAAUGGAGUACCUGAGUGGCAAGAACUUCAUUCAUAGAGAUCUGGCUGCACGCAACUGCAUGCUGAAUGAGAACAUGAACGUGUGUGUUGCUGACUUUGGACUGUCUAAGAAGAUCUAUAAUGGAGAUUACUACAGACAAGGCCGCAUCUCUAAGAUGCCCGUCAAGUGGAUAGCCAUCGAAAGCCUGGCGGACAGAGUUUACACCACCAAGAGUGAUGUGUGGUCUUUCGGCGUGACGAUGUGGGAGAUAGCCACCCGUGGUCAGACACCAUACCCCGGAGUGGAAAACAGUGAGAUCUAUGAUUACCUGAGACAGGGCAACCGCCUCAAACAGCCGCCAGACUGCCUGGACAGCAUAUAUUCCUUGAUGUUCUCCUGCUGGCUGCUGAGUCCCAAAGACCGGCCGAGCUUUGAGAUGCUGCGCUGCGAGCUGGAGAAAGCCCUGGACGAGCUGCCUGACCCUCAGGACCCUGACGAGAUUCUCUACGUCAACAUGGAGGAGUCUUCAGGCGAGCUGGGAGCGGUGGGAGGCCGGGAUCCCGGCAUGGGGGGUCUCUGUCCCCUGGGGGCCCUGAAGGGCACAGACACUGAGGCUACUGUAGAGAUUCACCCUCCGAACCGAUACGUCAUCUGCCCUCAGCACGAGAGCCAGCGACUGCUCAGCGCGGAAUCGCUAGAGAGCCUGAACCUGUCAGGCUCCACCCCCACACUUUUACUACAACCGUCCUCACGCUCCACCCCCGUGCCCCCUGCGGAGAUCCAGCCCCCCGAGGAGAGAGACGUGUCCGGGGGGAAGCGAUUACCCUGGCAGUGAUGCUGGGACCAUGCUAGAACUUACAGAGGCUAGAAAACCAUGUUGGCGCUGUACUGCCUCUUGUGGAGAGAUUAGGUAUUGACCCUGUCCUUCUGCCCUUUGCACAUCCCCUCCACACUCAGUGGUGGAGCCACACACACUUUGCCACACACUCCCCCUGACAUUCCAUGUUGUAUUUUUAGGGAUUUGUAAAUAUUAUAGACCAAAAGCUUUUACUCAUAUAUGAUUUUUGAUGAUUAUUGGUUAUAAUAUAGGGAGAAAAUAGAUUAGCACAGUUUUCUAUGAGCUCCAUACCCCUGAUGAGUUGAAAUAUAGUAAAAAUGUAUGGUUGUAUAUAUGACUGAACAUCAUGACUCCUCCCACACACAUCAUGACCCCUCCCACACACUUCCACUGCAGCAUAAUGAGCCUAAGUGGGUUAAAACCUGGUUAAAGACAGUCGGCAUUAUCGUUUGAGCAGUAGAUAAAAGGCCAAGCCAAAGCCUACACACCGAACACACAGAACAUUUUGUUGUUUUGUUGUCUGCUGAUUCUCGGUAGUGCAAAGUAAUAUGUAAAAUAAGGUACUUUACAGGUACAUUUUUGUGGGCGGGAUUAAAUCACUCAUAUAUACACAGUCAGUGGGACUUGUUUGGGAAGCAUUUCAGAGUAAAAGUACUCAUCCAAGAUCAGAAUCGACUGAUUUAAUUCAGUGGACCUUCAGCAUUCGUCCUCUGAGAAGUUAUAUUUAGUAAAAUAUGGGUCAGUAGUCCACUACAACAUACAAAUACACACAUACACACAUUUAUCUUUCUACAUAAUGUGUUUGUGAAAGUCAUGCUGCAUUCCAUUUACUUCAUAAGUUGGAUGACGGAGCUAGGAAUGACACCACACCGUUAAAAAUGCAGAUAAUUGUACACAUUAUAAGAAACAUUUCUGACAUAUCCAACAGUUUACAGCUAAACACUGUGUAUCACAAUACAUUGAUACAAAUUGAGUUGUAUGCUAAUCAAACAAAAAUAUGGCCCCCUUUUUAUGCCCCAUGUUAUCAUUGUUAGCACUACCAGAUGAAAACACAUUACACAGUAUUUUGUACAUCCAAACACCACGAAAACAUAUCCACAGAAAUUGGAUAGUACAGUGUGUGUAUGAAUGAUUUAAUAAUACAAACAGACAGAUGUGCAGUACAGCCAAAAGUAAUUAAAUAAAAGAUUUUUAUAUAAAUAAUUUAUAUUAUUGUGUAAUAAAAGAUGAUUCCAGGUGUAGCAUUUCAAUUUGUACGCUGUGCGUGCUGUGAGCCCACAACAUGCAGUUAAAGGUGCUCUCAAUAGGCAAGGUAAAGUUUAUUAUAUAGCACCUUUCAUACACAAUAGUCAUUCAAAGUGCUGUACAAUUGAGAAAAUACAAAGAGAAGUCAAAUUACAAAAACGCGUAACAAUAAAAAUGGAAAUAAAACAAUAAAAUAAGAAUAAAGCAUGGAUAAAACAUGAUUCAGACUUCAUUGAAACAAAGAGAAAUCAAAUUAAAAACAUGAAAAAUAAUUAUUGUAAUUUAAGAAAAUAGUUUAAGAACAAUGUUAAAAGGAAAUGAAAAAAAGUAAAUAAAAUACAAGACAUUAUAAUUAAAAUAAUAUUCAAGCAAUGAAAAAUUAAGAACAAAAAGCAAUACUAACACUGUGCAAAGCAGAGCAAGUUACACAGUGUGGAAAGUGCAGCUAAACAGAUAGAAGUGAAACAGACCAUAAUUAGCCAGAAAAAAUAAGAAAUCCAUUAUACAGAUAGUGGAAAUGUUAGGAGUGGCCAAAUUAACAGUUUGGUACAUUCUGGAGGAAAAAGAGUGCAGUGGUGAGAUACAAGUGGAGAAUCAAAAAGUCCUGAACUUCCACAGAAGACAACAGUAGAAGUAGAAAAGAAAAACAUUCACAACUCUCCAGGAAGGAGGUGUAUCAGUAAUACAGAUAAUACAGAGAAUAAUACAGAGAAUGAAGAAACAAAUGUUCUGUAGAUAAAUGGUUGUAAUUUCUAAACACUUCAUAGGAUAUUUUUGUUCAGCCUCUUGAGUCAAAAUUGAAAGUUUACACUUCAACCACAUCUCAUUUAUUUCCAUUCAAAUCCGGUGUGGUGGCAUGCAGAGCCCAAAUCAUUAAGAUUGUGUCACUGUAUGAAUAUUUUGGCCUAGCUGUACUUGGAACUUCAGUUCAGUUCAGAUGGAAUGCAGCAUUACUUAAUAGAUCAGUCAUAAUUAGUCACACAACCAUAUUCAAUAAAGUACAUCAGAUCAGUGUUCUUCAGACAAGCUAGUUAGCCUGAUGCUAGCUUAGAUAAACACACAUGAAUCACACAUGCAUUAGCAACAAACUCAGGUGGUACUAAAACUCUCCAAACAUGGAGAGUCUCAGCUUUUCCUCUCGCCAGCCUAUCACUGCCAUUCUAGAUUAGAAUCAAGGCGCUUGUUGGCUAAAAGACUUGGUCAAGUCAAGUCACCAAGCUUUACGAUUUUUUUUUUUUUUUUUUUACAGUUUUUGAUAUAUAUGUAAUAGAGAAUUUUCAAGUUUGGCCUUCUGGAGACUGUUCAGCUCAACCUAUCCGUCCACAAAUAGUUGAGACAACUUGAAGCACUUCUGUUUAAAUGAUUUAAAAAAAUAACAGCAAAAGGGAAAUAAAUGCAAGGCCUAGUUUGUUGGAGAAAUCUAAGUUAGAAAGUGUGAAUUGGGUAAACUACCGUAGCUCAGUCAAAAUACACUGCUGAUUAUCCGUCACUCUACCUGACUGUCUGUCUAUCAGUAGAACAGAGGCAUUCUGGAUGGUUAACCCGUAACCAUCCCGUAUUGAAAAAGGUACAAUAUUUCUAAACAGGUCACCUCAGUUAAGAAAAGGUUGCCGCUGUCCUCAGUCUGAUCUGAGACCAGUUCUAUGGUUUCUGUAACAGCAGUUAAUAGUGAGAGUAAGCUGGGUGCCAAAUCAGCCUCAGAAGGCCAGAAGGCGAAACAUGGCGGGACACACCGGGCCUCUGCUGUUCCGCAGAGCCGCGACUUAAGCACAGUAUUACUUGUUGUUGUUGUUGUUGUUUUUUUGGUUUAGUUUCGUUUUUUUGUAUAUAUAUAUAUAUAUGGACUCUUUGCACUAAUCAUUUUCUACUUUCAUCUUUUGUGUUUUUAUUUAUUUUUUUGCUUAUACAAAUGUUGAAAUUGUAAUUUCAUGCUAGAGGUCUGCACUCCCGCGGGA